AUGGUUUCCUUCUCCUGCGAGGCUUGCGGUGAUGUUCUCACCAAGAAGAAGCUUGAUCCGCAUCGCAACCAGUGUCGCGGCGCCUCCUACACCUGCAUCGAUUGUAUGGUGCACUUUUACGGAACGGAAUACCGCGCGCAUACGUCGUGCAUGUCCGAGGCGCAAAAAUACCAGGGCGCGCUCUACAGAGAGAAACCUACCAAGAACCAGCGCAAGCAGCAGAACAAUGGCCGACAGAACCAGAACCAGAACCAGAAGCAAAACGGCCAUGGUCACCGGGCACCCUACGUCGAAGAUGCGAAUGACACCGAUAACCCGCCGACUGCUCCCACGCCCCCAGUGGCGGGUGCCGACAAGACUCCGGCUCAGAACGGCGACAAGCAAGUCAAUGUCUUCGAUUACCUGGUCGCGGAGAACACCCCGAAUCCAUCCAAGGUCUCUCUUGGCGGGUCCAAAGAGCAGAUGAAGAUGGUCGACAACGCCCCGUCUGUGUUCGAGCCCAGCAAAUCACUGACUCGCGCCGACACGGAUGCUGAAGAGAACAAGGCUUAUGAUGUUGCGUACGAGGAGAACGGCUACUCCUACGGGACUGGACCCAUCAACCAGUCGGUGUAUGAGGGCAAGGCGCCGAAUGUCUCGGAGGAGUUCAUGACCCCUGCGCCGAAGAAGAAGAAGGACCGCUCGGCCAAGGCUACCACCACCAGCGAGAAGAAGCGCAAGCGUCGCACCGAAGACCACGACAUGGAGGAUGCCGACACCCCGAUGCUGGAUGCGCCGUCCAGUGUUGUGAACCACCCGGGCACCCCUAUGCUUCAUUCUGGCCUGACCGGAGGGUUGGACCGGAUGCUCCGCUCGCCGUCGGCGGAUGGCGAGGACCACCCCCGCCGGCGUUACCAGGACCCAUCGUCGCCUAUCAAGCGUACCCGUCGGGACGCCAAGGACAGCAACGGCGACGCAGGCCUCGGUAUUUCGAUGAAGAACCGGGCUGAGCGUCUGGUCUCGUCGAUGUUCGGCGGCUCCUCCGUAUCUGGAAGCAGUGUCAACAGCCGUGAACCCUCGGCCAAGGCUGCUCGGCGUGGCUCAGACAAUGGCGAGGCAGAGGGUCGUCGCUCGAAGAAACUGCCCAAGGUCCGCGGCGCCGAAUCCGAUGCGAAGAGUAAGCGUAAGAGCAGCGCUCAGACGGAUGGGGAUCGGCCAUCCCGUCGCGUCAAGCAGAUCGAGUACUCCGACUCGCGUCAAGGCGAUGACGGCCGGGAGGUGGUCGUCUACCAGCAAAGCAGCGUCCCUGAUGGCUUGCAGCGACAGAUGGCCGCUCACUUCCUGUCGCUGGUGAGCAAGGGGCCGGAGAGCACACGGGGAUUUUCAGUGAACAAGGUUCUGAAGCGCUUCCACCGUGACUUUACGGACGAAUUUGACGACGACCGUGGACGGGAUCAGGGUCGCGGUCGGGCGGACCGAGAACGGCGCAUGGAUGAUGAGAAGGAAUUGUGGCGGACGUUGCGGGUGAAGCAGAAUGACCGGGGCGAGGUGGUGCUUUUCUUUUGA
Molecule: messenger RNA, 1545 nt
Organism: Aspergillus ibericus CBS 121593
Lineage: Eukaryota; Fungi; Ascomycota; Eurotiomycetes; Eurotiales; Aspergillaceae
Exons: 3
Coding region: 1-1545 (514 amino acids)
Biological process (GO): negative regulation of transcription by RNA polymerase II; rRNA processing
Cellular component (GO): nucleolus
Molecular function (GO): DNA binding
Source: RefSeq, a predicted model, not a curated record